This is a messenger RNA of Lichtheimia ornata, 783 nucleotides long. RefSeq lists its product as uncharacterized. The coding region runs from base 1 to 783 and encodes 260 amino acids. The record is from RefSeq and is a predicted model, not a curated record. The transcript is spliced from 4 exons. Gene Ontology annotation, biological process: endoplasmic reticulum unfolded protein response. NCBI's taxonomy places the organism in Eukaryota, Fungi, Mucoromycota, Mucoromycetes, Mucorales, Lichtheimiaceae. Gene Ontology annotation, cellular component: Hrd1p ubiquitin ligase ERAD-L complex; endoplasmic reticulum membrane. Gene Ontology annotation, molecular function: misfolded protein binding; ubiquitin-specific protease binding.
AUGCCACCACAAACACCACCACAACGCAACGAAAUCGUUGAAUGGUACCAGUCCAUUCCUCCCAUUACCAAGGCCAUCUUCACUAUCUCGGUAGCAGCCACUGUCGCACCUGCUCUUGGCUUGAUUGAACCGUAUUAUCUCGUUCUCAGUUGGAAUGCACUCUCCAAACUACAGCUAUGGCGUCUGGUGACAUGUUUCUUUGUCAACAGGCUGGGUCUGGCGUUUGCUAUGAACUUGUUUUUCAUGUAUCGAUACUCUACACAAUUGGAGACAGAGGUUUUUGGUGGUCGAACGGCUGAUUACAUUUACUAUCAUUUGGUUACAGGCGUGUUACAGCUGGCUGCAGCGCGCUUUUUGAACUUGUUCGUAUUGAGUGAUGGAUUUCUCUUGUCAGUGGCCUACUUGUGGUCGCAGCAUUAUCGUGAAGUACCUGUGACAUUCAUGUUUGGCAUCCAAUUCAAGGCAAAGUACUUGCCAUGGGUGUUGGUGGCCUACGAUUUCUUGGUGAAUGGUGCUAUGCCUACCCCAUCUUUGGUUGGUAUUGGAGCAUCACACAUUUACUAUUACUUGACAACGACCUAUCCAAGUCAAGGUGGUCGCCGUUAUUUACAAACCCCAACAUUCUUGCAACGCAUGUUUCCCCCUUCGGUCCAGCAAGGUGGAUUCACUACAGGUGGUGGCAUGUGGCCAGGCCGUCAACAACAACAGCAACAACAAACACGCCAAAAUACCAAUCUCUUUGGUGGUCAUGCUUGGGGUCGUGGUCAGCGCCUUGGUUCAUGA